Messenger RNA from Ambispora leptoticha, 2557 nucleotides. The record is from the annotation of a GenBank genome assembly. Lineage: Eukaryota; Fungi; Glomeromycota; Glomeromycetes; Archaeosporales; Ambisporaceae.
AUGGUAUCCAAAGCAACUUCUUUUAGUUAUAUUCAGGAAAAUUCUAAGGAGAAAGAAAUAGAUUGGACUGAAUUUUUCCAAUUAGAAUUCGGAUUUAUUUUCUCAGAUUACGGCAUAGAAAAAGCGAAAAAAAAAGCCUUUGACAUCGUCGAAUUGCCCGACAUGACAUUCAAUGAUACAGUAACUCAAAAAACAUAUAGCUUAUCACAACAUAACUUGAAAGAGGAAACUUUUAUUGCAUUCAAUGAUAUUGCAAUCGAACCAAACUCUAUCGAAAGAUUCUUAAAUGCGGGACUGAUUCAUAAUUGCUCGAUGAAAUAUUGGUUUAAUGGUGAAGAAAGCAAAUUAACCAAUUACAUAUAUUUUACAAUAGAUAUAUCUAAAGAUCAUAUAAAGCUGAGUGAAUCAUAUUCAAAAGAAAUUCAAAAACUAACGGAAUAUAACAAUCCGUAUCCAAAAUUAAGAUCAUUCUUUAAAGAAUAUGGUUACUUCUAUGAGUCAAAAGUUACAAUCGGAGCUAAAUUUGAUCGAUCAUUUGAAUCCUAUUCAAAAUACUUCUGCGAUAAAAUUAAUAAGUCGAAUUUAAGCAAAGAUGAUUUGCAGUCAUAUUUAAAUGAAUUCGAGGAAUCCGUAAAACCAUUUGACAGUUCAUAUUUAUGCGAUUAUAACUUAUAUCUAAUUAAAAUAAAAAACAUUGCAAAAUGGCUUAUUGCAAUUUCCGAUCUUAAAACCGAAUGGAAAAUGUUUAAACGACAAGUUACACCCUUAUAUCAUAAUCUAGAAGAACCUAUCCGCAAACAACUUGAUUAUUUGCUUGGAUCGAAAAGCCAUAUUCUGAUGUUUGGAAGAGUUCAGGUCAACGAUUGCAAAAGGAUAAAAUUUUCGGAACCUCUUCAUGAAGCUAGCUACCAUAUUUUUGGUCGUACAACUUGUGAAAGUGAUAAAAAAGCUGUUCCAAAAUUUAAAUAUCUUAAUGUAGAAGGUUUCGAAAUUUCAAUCGAAUCAUCCGAAAAUGUGGGCGAGAUACAAUCCACAAAGCAUAUAGUAACUUGGAUAAUGGUUGGAAUCCCUUAUAAAAUUGGAUAUUCUAAUCCAUCUGUUCGUAAUUUAGAAAUACUGAUUGGCUCGGUUCCAGUCAAGGAACGAAAAGCGGAGUUAAAAGUUAAUCAAACUCUUUGUCCAGGUUACAUUCUUACAACAUCAUUUAUUUAUCCUUAUUCAAAAGUCGAACCAAAUUUUGAUUUUGAAAUUUCAUCCUGGUCGAGUCAAGGAAUCAUCAGUCUCGAAAUAAUUGGUCCAACAAAUGAUGAUUUUUUAGAUAAUAACGAUAAAGAAAGUAUAACAUUGUCUUGGUGUUUGAUACAAGCCACACCAACGAAGUUAGAGAAAAAAGACUCGAGAUUUGCGGUAUGCAAUCAUGUUGGUCAUGUGUUGAAACAACAAGACGAGAAAAAAGAAGUAAAUUUAAGGAUAAACGAGAAAAAAGUAAUAAAUAACUUAGGGCAAAUAAUUAAAGAACAUUUUAUUAAUUUAAGAACAGAAAAAAUCAUUAUUUUUUCUACUCCAAAAGAUAAUAAUUGCGCCGUAGCUAUAACCAGAGUCAAUAAUGAUUAUUGUUAUGCUGUGAGAUUAGUUAUUUAUGAUCCGAUAGCGAAGGAUAUAAGAUGUCCUGAUAAAAAUCCGGUUAACGUUGACGGAUUUAAAAAAGCAUUACGUCAAGCCAUAGACAUCAAAUUAGACAAAGAAGUUAAUGAUACGUUAGAAAUAAAAAACUUAACUUCUCAGAAUGCCAGAACUAUCCUCCUUAUUGGUCGUACCGGUUCGGGAAAAUCUACUCUUGCCAAUGUUUUCACUAAUACUACGAAGUUUUUGGAAGACGAAUUUAUGGUUGAGGAAACUUGUAAUAACCAAAGUGAAGAGGUCGUAAUAGAAGGAAUCAGAUAUAAUAUUCUCGAUACACCAGGUUUCGCAGGUACAAAAUUUCUCCCUGAAGAAAUUUAUAAAAAAAUAGCAGAAGGUGCUAGUCAAGCUAUGGAUAGUCUAUAUCAAAUCUUCUUUGUCACUGAUGGUAAACUUACACAGGAAGAGACGGAUUUUUACAAUUUGCUAAGAACAAUUAUUUUCGAUGAAAAUGUUGGUCAGUAUACUACAUUGGUCCAUACUCAUUUUCCUAGUUUUCGGGACAAAAAAUUGUUUUACGACGACAUAAAUAAUAUGAAUAACGAAAACAACGAUAUUGCAAACUUGUUUUAUUCCUGUCGCGAUAUCAUUUAUGUCAAUAAUCCCCCGCUAAAUGAAGUAAACAAUGAUAUUGAGAUGUGUAAAAAAAUAAGGAACGCCUCGCGGGUGAUAUUAAUAAAUACUUUGAGCACUUGCGGAAAGAAAGCUUAUAGAGCAAAAUGUUUGAGCCAUAGAAUCAAAGAGCCAAUCGUCAGAGAAAAAAUAUUGCAACGAGACUUGGAAGUUAUUGCCGAAAAUGACCCUCAUAAAGAAUUACUAGCAAUUCUAUAUAGAGAAAUAAUAGAGGAACUAGGAGCUUAUGCUUCACAACAAGCCC